AUCAGUGCUUCAGUCAGAGCGGAGGAAGGCAGCUGAACCUCACACAUGAGAACACACUCUGCAACAGCGAGUCAACUAGCGAUAUGGUCAGGGGAUCAACCGUCAGUGGCUUGGGAAAUCCACACCUAACCACCAGUUGAGGAUGUUAAAAUGCCAGUCCACAGGCUCCCUCCCAUCCUGCUUUGCUUGUUACUCAUGUGGGGAAUCCUAACAUCGGUCUCAAGUCAUCCAAAACACAGCCCAUGCCAGCUGAUACAAAGGACGGCUCUCUGCAACAAUGGCAAGUUCUCCUCUGUGCCUUCAGGACUGCCAGACAACCUUGAAGAGCUUCAGCUCAACUACAAUCACAUUCAAACACUACAUGACAGCUCUCUUCAUUUCUCCUCACUAAAUACAUUGAGCUUAGCUUGUAACAAUUUGGAGAAAUUAGAAGCAAACACUUUUCAAGACUCAAAAUUAUCAUUAGAAAGCCUUAAUUUAGCAAAUAACAAUCUUCAUAUUGGCUACCAGGAAACCAGCCAUGCAUUCAAGACUCUAUCCAAGCUUAGAGCUCUGGAUCUCUCUGAGAAUGAGCUUGAUGACGAAAUGGCAGCCACUCUUCUCCAAAAUCUGACCUCCCUGGAGUACCUCAAUCUUUCUGGAAACUUCUUGCAGAGAUUGGAUGAGACGUCAUUCAGGGAUCUUCACCAACUCAAAGAACUCGACCUACAGAAAAACAUCAUGUUCGAGAUUGAUGGUGCCUUUGACAGUAAUUCUAAACUCCAGCGGCUAAACUUGGCCUUCAACUCUCUGCUUUGCCUGACAGACUUCCACAUGACCCAGCUUGUGGUCCUCAAUGCCAGCCACAACUACAUUGAGUGGUUCAUCUCCAGACCAGACCUUAACGACACUUUCCAGCUGGAGGCACUCGAUCUGUCACAUAACAAACUGCUCUUCUUUCCUUUCUUGCCUAACCACAGCCACUUGCGUAAUCUUUACCUAUCCCACAACAGCAUUAGGUUUUACGAACACUUGGCAGACAACGACAUGUUCCCCAACUCGACUUCAAGUGUGGAGUUCUACAAUAUGGAGAAGUACUCUGGCAAUGUGACAGCUCAGCUGUGGGACGAGAGCCUUCAUGGUGACAUCUCAUCUCUGGAGAUUUUAGAUCUGAGAGGAAACCAGGUGGAGUAUUUUCCUCAAGGAUUCAUCCAGAAAAUGCCGUACCUAUCUAGACUUCAAAUGAGCACAAACUGUCUGGAAACCUUAAACCUAACGUCAAAACAGUUGUCUGGCAGCUUAUAUGAGUUGGACGUUAGCAACAACAGGCUGAACCAGAUUGUCGCAGAUAAUGAUACGCUGACCUCUCUUGGCAAUCUGACGUACCUUAACCUUAGUCUGAAUGAUCUUGGGGGAUUACCCUUGGGAUUAUUUUCCUCAUUACCAAGCCUCAGGUCAGUGGAUCUCAGUUAUAACAACAUUGACAUCUGCCUUCCUGAGGAAGUUGAGACCAGUACAGACACUAGCUUGGAUUGCGCAGAUUGGAAAAACAUCGUAUCGCUAAGGCAGCUUUACCUUAAGGGAUGCAACCUUGAAAGAAUUCCAUCAUCUGCAUUUGCUGGGUUGUCUCUUACGCACUUAGAAUUGUCCGACAACCCUGGACUCAUUGUCCAAGAAUCAAUCCAAAGUCUCAGCAAGACGUUACAGCAUCUAGGUUUAGGAAACACUCACAUACAAGACUUUGACUUCUCCCACUUCCAACGUCUGAAGUCUUUGAAUAUUUCAAGGAACUCUCUAGCCCACCUCCCCCCUUCACUUCUAAGUCUUGACCUGAAAGUGCUGGAUUUGAGGGACAACAGACUGUCCACUAUUCCCACUGGUCACGCCAACACAUUAGCCCAAAAACUGCAUACUGUUUUCCUCACAGGAAAUCCGUUCAACUGCUGCCAAACUGAAUGGUUCAGGACAUUUGAAACAACAAAGACAAUCAAUAUGGUUGGACAAUCAGACAUCGAAUGUCAGGAUCUGAUUCAAAAAACACACAGAGUGGAGCACUUCCAGUCAUUUUUGUGUUUGGAGGUAGGCGGGGAAUCUCUGCUAUGGUACAUUCUGCUUUUACUACCCAUCUGUCUUUUUUUUGUGGGCUUUUCGAUCAUUGUCCUCCUCACCUUUAAGCCCCAAAUGCUACAAAUGUCAAUCAAAAAGAAGUGCUUAAAGCCUACAUCUUACUGAUACUUUAUAAACCUGCAACAAACCACAUUUGUACAGUAUAUUAUUGAAAAAUGUAACUGAAUGUAUUUUGAAAUAAAUUCAAGUCAUUGUUAA
Molecule: messenger RNA, 2304 nt
Organism: Plectropomus leopardus (leopard coralgrouper)
Lineage: Eukaryota; Metazoa; Chordata; Actinopteri; Perciformes; Serranidae
Gene: nrros
Product: negative regulator of reactive oxygen species
Molecular function (GO): protein binding
Source: RefSeq, a predicted model, not a curated record